AUGUACAGGCCUGCUCCCUCUCCAAUUCUGGCCGGCCGUUCUCACGUCUACCCAGGGGCAGUCGUAGCCUCGCAGCCCCGCAGCCGGGUAAACACGCGCCGGAGUCUCGGAAGCGGUUUCCCGGCGUCCUGGGAGCCAGCGGGUCCCGCCCCCCGGAGCCAACAGCCCGGAGUCCGCCGGGCCGCCACCGCCGCCACCUACGACCGCUCUUCCCGCCCCGGGCGCCACACCUCACUGCACGGGGACCGGCCAGUCCGCUGCCGCCGCCGUCGCCUCAGCCCCAGACGGACAACUGUCCCUUCCCCGCCGGCGGCCCGGCGCCUCCCGCGGCGGCCCAGCACCAGCGCGGCCCCCUCACCGCCCAAGCACAGCCCCUUCAUCGCCGGGACGGCCCGCGCCGCGCGGGGCACAGCCUCGGCUCACAGCCUCAGAGACACCGAGGAACACUCACCCCGGAGGCUCCUCCCGCCGCUGCUGCUGCUGCUGCUGCCGCCGCUGGGACCGCGGCCGUCGCCCCCGCCGCCGCCACCACCAGCACCGCCGUCCGCACCGGCGCCAGCACCCCCAGCCAUCCUCCUCCUCCUGCCGCUGCCGCCGCCGCUGCUGCCCUCUCCGCUCCUGUCAGUGGCUCAGGCUCCGGGACUGCUCCUGGUUUCCCUCGCCGCCAUUUUGACUCCUAGAGGGAGCAUCGGCUCGGCGCGGCCCUACGGCGCCUGCGCGGCGCUGCGGAGCCGACCCGAGCCCCGCCCGCUCCCGACGUACAGCGUUCGGGAUCAUGUGGGCGCGCGCGCCGGGCUGAGCCGUUCGCGGGACCCGGAGCCGCCUGAGCCGAGACGUGGCUGUUGGACUCGUCGUGAUUUUCAUGACGUUCUUAACCCCGUGUGGGUAUAUGCUGAGCAAUCUGAACCAGUUCAGAAGAGAUUAGAUGGAAGACGAUGUAGAGCAGCUGUUAACGCCCAACAAGAUUUCAGAAAAGCUGUGGCUUCUUUAAAUGAGUAAAAAUGCUAAGUUGGGUUGAUGCAACAACCAC
Molecule: messenger RNA, 1030 nt
Organism: Rhinolophus ferrumequinum (greater horseshoe bat)
Lineage: Eukaryota; Metazoa; Chordata; Mammalia; Chiroptera; Rhinolophidae
Product: wiskott-Aldrich syndrome protein homolog 1-like
Exons: 3
Coding region: 1-999 (332 amino acids)
Source: RefSeq, a predicted model, not a curated record